This is a messenger RNA of Alosa alosa (allis shad), 2812 nucleotides long. Its product is annotated as zinc finger protein 665-like. Gene Ontology annotation, biological process: regulation of transcription by RNA polymerase II. Gene Ontology annotation, molecular function: DNA-binding transcription factor activity, RNA polymerase II-specific; RNA polymerase II transcription regulatory region sequence-specific DNA binding. The transcript has 3 exons. NCBI's taxonomy places the organism in Eukaryota, Metazoa, Chordata, Actinopteri, Clupeiformes, Clupeidae. The record is from RefSeq and is a predicted model, not a curated record. Gene Ontology annotation, cellular component: nucleus. The coding region runs from base 341 to 2812 and encodes 823 amino acids.
UUUAUUUCGUCAAGUAGGCGUCCUCAGAAAGUUUAGGACUUUCGUUGAUGUUGCUUCAGAAAUGUUGCAAUUUGUGAGGAUAAAAGCUUGAUACACGUCUCGUCUGACACUAAACAGAUCAUAGUAGCCUAUGCGGAGCAGCGAACUUACUUGAGGUAGGCCGGUGUCUGUGUAGGCCUAUAAUAUUUAUUUGGGAAUUUAGCUGGAUCGGCUUGUUGCUAGGGAACAUGGAUCUGGGACCAGUGCUGGAUUCUGGCUGUGAUGUGGCUGAAACCGAAACUCACCAGGUUGACCGUAUAUAGAAAGCGCUGGAUGGGAUCAUCUUUGGUGCGUUGGGAACAUGGAUUUUGGACUGCCAUUUAGUUCUGGUGGUAAUGUCACUGAAAUGCAGGAGGUUGACCUGCUGAGCGUGAUGGUGAAAGAAGAAGAUAUAAAAGAGGAGGAGUAUGGUCAUAUGAUUUCAUGUCCAGAUGAAGAAGAAAAGCCCUUUGCAGAGUUUCACUGUGAAUCUCAAACAGACUUUGAAGAAUCCAACGGUACUUACAAUGAAACACAACAGACAACAGCGGAGAUCGAAGUGAAGAAAGAAGAGGGUGAGCACGAUUAUCAGCUGGAAAGUAUAUCAGAACACCAAAAUUCAACACAGAAGACUCAAGGACAUAAUGAAGAACUCCACAUGCAACAUAAAGGACGAUUCUACCACUGCACAGUCUGCAGGAAGAGUUUCACCGCACUGAGUGAACUUGAGGAACACCAGCAAACACACACUGUUGACUUGAAUCUAAAGCAGAACACUGCAAGAAGGCCUCAUAAAUGUCCGGAAUGUGGAAAAGCAUUUACAACACGAACACGUCUUGAAGUCCAUAUGAGAAUGCACACCGGAGAGCAACCUCAUAAAUGUGCCCAGUGUGGAAAGGGUUUUUCAUACAGUUCAACUCUUAAAACCCAUAUGCUAAUACACACUGGAGAAAAGCCACAUCAGUGUGCUCAUUGUGGAAAAGCUUUUUCGCAAGUUUCAAAUCUUAAACAGCACAUGCUAACACACACUGGAGAGAAGCAAAAGCAGAAUAACAACAUUCAUAACUGUGGCCAGUGCGGAAAAAGUUUUUUACGAAUUUCAUAUCUUAAAAGUCAUAUGCUAAUACACACUGGAGAGAAGCCUCAUCAAUGUACCCAGUGUGGAAAAGCAUUUAUAAGAUCCUCAGAUCUUAAACGCCACAUGCUUACACACAGUAGAGAGAAGCAAAGAUGUGUCCUGUGUGGAAAAGAUUUUUCAAAAAUGUCAAAUCUUCAAAUCCACAUGCUAACUCACACUGGAGAGAAACCUCACAAAUGUGCCCAGUGUGGAAAAGCUUUUAGACAUAUUCCCAGUCUUAAACAGCACACGCAUACACACACUAAAGAUACUAACAAAGAUUCUCAUAAAUGUGUCCAGUGUGGGAAAGUUUUUUUUUACGUUGCACGUCUUAAACAGCACAUGCUUAGACAUAGUGGAGAAAGGCCUCAUAAAUGUGCCCAGUGUGGAAAAGCAUUUGCAAGACCCUCAACUCUUAAAUACCACAUGCUAAUCCACUCUGGAGAAAAGCCUCAUAAAUGUGCCCAGUGUGGAAAAGCUUUUUCGCUAGUUUCAAAUCUUAAACAGCACAUGCUAUCACACACUGGAGAGAAGCCUCAUCAAUGUACUCAGUGUGGAAAAGCUUUAAAACAUUCUUCCGCUCUUAAAUGCCACAUGCUUAUACACACUGGAGAGAAGCCUCAUGAAUGUGCCCAGUGUGGAAAAGCAUUUGCAAGACCCUUAGGUCUUAAAUACCACAUGUUAAUACACUCUGGAGAAAAGCCUCAUAAAUGUGCCCAGUGUGGAAAAGCUUAUUUGCUAAUUUCACAUCUUAAACAGCACAUGCUAACACACACUGGAGAGAAGCCUCAUAAAUGUGUUAAUUGUGGAAAAGGUUUUCUACAAGUUUCAUAUCUUAAAAUACAUAUGCGAAUACACACUGGAGAGAGGCCUUAUAAAUGUGUCCAGUGUGGAAAAGGUUUUUCACAAACUUCACAGUUGAAACUCCAUUUGAUGAUGCACACUGGAGAGAGGCCUCAUAAAUGUGUCCAGUGUGGAAAAGCUUUUCCACUAACUUCUCAGUUGAAACUCCAUUUGAUGACACACACUGGAGAGAAGCCUCAUAAAUGUGCUCAGUGUGGAAAAGCUUUUGCAAAAAUGUGCAGACUUAACAGCCACAUGCUUACACACACUAAAACACACACUGGAGAGAAGCCCCAUAUCUGUGUCCAGUGUGGAAAAGGUUUUUCAAAAAUGUCAUUUCUUAAAAGCCACAUGCUAACACACACUGCUAAGAACCUGCAUAAAUGUGUCCACUGUGGAAUUUAUUUUUUACACGUUGAACAUCUCAAAUCUCAUAUGCUAGCACACACUACAGAGAAGCCUCAUCAAUCUGCAUUUGAAGAUGGUAAAGACUAUAAGCUAACAUACACUGGAGAUAAGCCACCUCUUUCUGCCCAGUUUGAAAAUGCUCUUGCACACUUCUCCAGUGUUAAGAACGAUAUGCCAGUACACACCGGUAAAAAGUUUCAUAAAUGUGCCCAGUGUGGAAAAGCAUUUCAAAGGCCCUUUGAUGUUAAACGCCACAUGCUAACACAUACUGGAGAGAAGCCUCAUAAAUGUGUGCAGUGUGGAAAAUAUUUUUCACAAAUGUCAAAUCUUAAAACCCAUAUGCAAAUACACACUGGUGAGGGGCCUCAUGCAUGUGCCCAGUGUGGAAAAAGCACUGCAGACUUAACUGCCACAUGGGGACACUAA